GUACUUACAUCGCAAAAUACUAGCACGUAGUUUGCAAAAGCGCAAAAAAAAUUACCAUUUUUUCUUGCCUCAGUCAUACACGGUUCAUAUAAUAUUAGGCAUAAAGUCCCGUAGGUGUCUGUAAUAUGUUGACCUUUACAGCUGAUUCUGCACUAAAGUUUUGUACAGUAUUUAAAAAAAUCUUGCGGUGUGAAAAUAAUCUAAACAUGUUAUUCGCUAUAAUGGAAAAUGAUUAAUCGUAACCAAAACAGAGACUGCACCUCUUUCAAGCUUUGGUCUCGUUUAUUUUUGAAGGCGCAAUGCAAAUUUUUACGGAAUUAGCAUUGUUACUGAGCAGAAGCACACGCUUGAUUUAUGCUAUAAAUUUGAUUACAAGCUGAAUGCCAUAAAAUAAAAAUGCUCUUAAUGCUCUCCCGUUUAUGUCGGGAACCGCUUUCUGGAAAUGUCAUCCUUUUGAUAUUUAAACUGUUGUAUGGCUUUAUUGGCUUGCAAUUGAAGUCUUCUAUCGCACAAUCCAUUGAAAAUAAUACUGAUGUGCAAAAUCUGACUUUGAUAUUUCCUGCGCUUCCAGCAAGCCACCCGUCGGAGUUAAAAACUGAUUCAACAAACCAAAGUGGCAUUCGGCACUGGUAUCAAAUGGAAAGGUCAUUUAUGGAUAUCGUACAACCACAAAAACUGACUAUUGAGGGGAUGGUUGAGGCGUACAAAGGUAUCACACAAAAUUCCGAUUUCGUCGGGUAUCUGAAAAAGCCGGAAGUGAUGGGUUUAGUGGUCUUCCUAUCCAUUGGUGUCAUCUAUGUCAUUGUUAUGCUGUUGGGAUGUGUUUUCUAUGUCAGUUACCGAUGCUGCUGCCGUAAAGGAAGACUUAAGUACUAUCCCGACGGACAGCGGAAAAAGCGGGGAUCCCUCAGCUUAGGAAUUUGGAUGUGCGGCAUUCUUACAUUUUGCGGUCUUGUUCUGGUGUACCUUUCCGGUAACGAUCUAGCGUAUGGACUGGAUAUUUCACAAGAUAUUAUUGACGGGGUUAUCGUUGACAUGCGCAAUAUGAUGAACGAUACCAACAUCCAAAUUCAGUUCAUUACAAAAGAAGGUUUCGAUGUUGCGCAUGGGAACGUGUCUAAAGACUUAAACGCGAUUGGUUCGAUAAUCUACGCCCCUUUUAAGGAAAACCUUAAAACUCUGGGAGUUGUCAGUGAACUACGCCAAAUAGGAUUAUUUGAGCAAUUGAAUAAUGCCAUGUUGGGGCAAGUGAUACUCGUACAACAAGCCGCCAGGGAUCUGCAGGGUCAGAAGAACGCUAUCAACAGCCAGCUGAACAAAAUCUGGAGCGAUCUCAUAACAGCAUGCAACGCACAGUCUAAUCCACCCGCACCGGUAUCAUGUCAGACAGCGCCUGGUGCUUUAAUCACCGAAAUAUUCGUGGAUAACACGUUUAUACCGGUGACACUUCCGCUUCUGCAAACCGGACUGGAAUCCGUGCAGCAAGCCAACCUUACUAAACGUAUGCAAGAUGCGUUUACCGAAAUUGACACGAUACCCCAGCUUGUCACUACGCAAACUGCGCAAUCACGGCAAGAUAUUGAAACAUCCAUGACCAAUUUGCACGACGAUUUGGACGACUAUUUGCAACCGAUAGAGGGCAUGACGAGCUCUAUGAUGCGGAUCCUGGAUGAUGCUCGAGCCACCGCACACUCGUUCACAGACAUUCCAAAAACAUAUGGACCAUACAUAUCGACCGCAGGAAGCGUUAUCGCCAGUUGGUUUUUGCUGAUCACCCUGUUAUACGUUACCGGAAGUAUUUUGGGAGCUUGGAAGUUCGAUCGCACGGUACUGCCUACUGACCGCAAGGGAUGGGUGGUUCUGGCGGGAAAUUUGUUGUUCGUGGCAGUGCAUUUGAUGUUGUAUUUGGCCUGGCUGCUGAUGUUGCUGACGGUCUUACUAAUGGUUCUUGGAACUCAGAUUGAUGAAGUCUUAUGUCCUAUCCUGGAGAGCGAGAAAACUCAAUUUGUACAACUCGAUCAGACAUUGGAAAGUGUCAAUCAGUCCUUAACCCCUGUCAACCUGGAUCUUGGAGGAAAAACAUUAAAAGUGGCGCCACUUUUGUCUAGCUGUAAGGACAACACCCCAAUGUACACAGCCAUGGACAUGAAGGAUCUGUUCGAUGUUACGAGUCUACAAGAUCGCACAAAAAAAUUCGACAUCGACAAGAAAAUGUCUAACCUGCGGGUGGAUUUAACGAAAAUAAAGGUCUUCGAUAGCGACACCGAAAAGGUCAUCGAGGACGGCUUGCAGGCUACGGCUGAACUGCAGCAGCCGAUGGACGAAUACCUUAAAACAGAUAUUGGGACAGGAUAUCUGCUGAAUCCCCAAAGUCCGACACUGACGGAUUUUGCAAAUCAAUUGAGGAGCGAAUACUACAGCACGCUGCCACAGGAUGAUGCUGCUAAAUUUGAAGACGUAGUCAACCAAUGUCGGACCUUGGCAGUAUCUAUCACUCAGACCCAAACUUCCCGGGAUAUUUUGCGAAAAAAAAUCGGGACUUUAAAUGAUACAACUCGAAGUUACAUAGCACAAGGUAAAUCAGCAAAAGCCGGUGGAAGAGGAGCUCAGGACUUUUUUGCAAAACCUGCCGAACAGGGAACGCCUAAGACCAGCGCCACCGCUUUGAUUUUACAGUUAUGUCAAAAUUUUGGCCGUCGGAUCAACAAUUACAUGCAACAAUAUAUGCGAUUCGUGAUUUUUUCGGUGCAAAGUAAUAUCGGUCUUUGCAAGCCAGUUUACACCGCCUUUCAUGCAUUUGUUGGACUGCUUUGUGGAUCAAUUAUCCAACCAAUUAAUGGUGUGUGGUUCGCGAUCGGACUUUGUUUGGCAUUGCAUAUCCCGCUUUUAUUCAUGAAUGUCCGUCUUGCACGGUUCUACCUUCGAGCAAAAGCACUAGACGUGCCUAAAGAGCCUAAGCUCCAGGUUCAACCUCCCAUUGCGCUCUAGUUCCAGAAUCCAGAAGUGCGGACUCUGAUUGAUCAAUUAGUGAACACACUCGCCCACCGGCAUCCGGCUACGGUUAAACCUAAUGUUUGACGGAACAUUGGCAGUAACCGGUAAAACCGAAAGCACUAUCCUUUGUUUACCGUACACCGGAGCCGUGCAACAAAAGAACACCAAUAUUGUUUUAUUAGCAGUAUAACGACUUUUCACAGGUCGAGCUCGAAUUUCCAACACCAGCUGUUUGUAUAUAUUCGUCUGCAUUUCUAAUGAACUUUGGUGUUUGCUUAAAGAAUUGUUGUCGCUCAUGUCUUGUAGCGACAAAAGAAAGAGAUUAAUAUUUAUGAGAACCGUAUAAACUCCGUACGCAAUGGUCAUACAUAUUAUUAAAUUACCAUGCAUGAUCGAUACUUAUUUCUACAAACCAAAAUCUCUGUGUAGAUGUGUUAGAGAAGACUAAACAGAUAUUUUUACCUUUUGCUAUGCAUACACGCACAGCUGGAUGUGCUCAGCAGUUCUAAUUUUUUGUGUAUUCAGUACUUUAUUCACUUUACGUACAAGCACUAUUAAUAAUUAAUAUCAUUUACUUAAUUUACUAUUAAUAAUUAAUAUCAUUAUUACUGACUCCUUGACUGAUACGCGCUGAUUCCGCAGACGUUGCUUUAAUAUCGUGUAUAGUACUCAUGGCUUUUGCACUGCGAGAUGUAAGCAGUCACAAUUUUGAUAUUCCCGGGAAUGGACCAUCGCCGGCUUACUCCUCUACCACGGCUGUGCAUUUGCAGUUGAUUGCACUUUUCGAGAUUGUUACCGCAUUUGUGACCCUGGCGCUGCAAAUUUUAGUAGUCAAGGUGAGUCAUGCCCACAGCUCUGCCGGGAUGGAUCAGUUCGGCGCGGGAUUAUGGGGAAAUGUGUUGUUUUUUGUGAACGCUGCUUUCACCAUUCGACAAUCCAAACUUCUUCCCGGUUGGAGCUUCAGCAAGAAAAGCGUUCUAUACGUCGGCUUUGUAAUCUUCAACAUGCUGUGUGCCGGUUUUGCAGCAGUUGUGGUCUUCCUUCUGGGAACACAGACCAGCUGUAAAGAUCUCUCGUCAUCGACUGCGAACGACUGUCUCCCGGGAAAAAACCAAAGUGAUCACAACACUUCUGCAUACGUUGCGGAAUACCUUCAAGUUUUCUCUAAUGCUUUAAUUUUUAGUUUUUUAUGCCAGCUGCUUUUGAUUACCCUCAGUAUGAUGAAUGUUUGCACCUACGGACACAAAAGGUCAACCUUUGCAGAUAUAUGUUAUAAACUAAUUACUAGACUCAAAAUUCGCAAGAUUUAUUUUGUUUCGAAUCUUGGGUCUGACACUCGAGAACCGGAGCAGAAAUUUUGUUCGCAUUUGAACGAAUAGAAAGUGAGUGAUGCACUUUUCUG
Paramacrobiotus metropolitanus is the source of this 4396-nucleotide messenger RNA. RefSeq names its product prominin-1-like. The record is from RefSeq and is a predicted model, not a curated record. The coding region runs from base 397 to 2988 and encodes 863 amino acids. Gene Ontology annotation, cellular component: membrane. The transcript has 20 exons. NCBI's taxonomy places the organism in Eukaryota, Metazoa, Tardigrada, Eutardigrada, Parachela, Macrobiotidae.